AUGCUCGGACAUUCCGUAGAGAUAUUCGAGAAGUCGAAAUUUGCGAAAGAAGUCGGUGCGGCCUUGGGCCUCACCCCUAAUGGAUCCCGGGUACUCGCGACUUUAGGCUUCUCUUUCGAAAGUGCUCGGGCCAGAGAAGUCAGCAGCUGGGAUGUUGUCGAUGGUGUCACUCUGCAAACGCUUAAGAGCAUGGACUUCACCACGGCGCGGGCGCAGUUCGGAUUCCCAGCGUAUUCAGUCCAUCGUGUUGAUUUUCAUGGUGAAUUGCUCCGUUUGGCGCAGAAGUCUGGCGUUGCAGGUGAAGAGCCUGUGACGUUACAUCUUGCCUCACCUGUGGUCAGCGCGGAUGCACAAGAGGGCCUCGUUGUACUCCAAGAUGGAUCCCACCAUCACGCAGAUUUGAUAAUUGGUGCGGAUGGCAUUCAUUCUGUGCUCAGACCUGUUGUGACCGGCUCCCUGGAGAAGCCACGCUUCACCGACCUUAGUGCCUUCAGGUUCCUCAUCCCUACCAAUAAGAUGCGUGACGAUCCUGCUCUAGAUGGUUUGAUGAAGUGGAAGGGAACAGGAGCUGCGACGCUUGCGAACCCGAAUGACCCAUUUCCAAAACGGCAUAUGAUGUGGUAUGACUGCCAGGAUGGUGAGGUGCAGAAUUUCGUAGGCAUUAGCCAUGCUAGAGAUGAGCCUCACGAGGAUUCCGCAAAUCCGGACUUCACUGCCCCAAUGCUUGAAGAUUUUCAGGCCUAUCAUCCUGAUCUCAGGCAUGUGAUCAAGAUUGCUGAAGAUAUCUCUUGUUGGCCUCUCAUGGCCCGUGAUCCACUGCCAUCAUGGACGAAGGGGAAGAUUAUUUUAGUGGGUGAUGCUGCUCAUCCUAUGCUUCCCUUCGGUGGACAAGGCUCGAACCAGGCUAUCGAAGACGCUGGCGCAUUAGGAAUUGUCCUCGCAGGAGCUGAAAAUGUCACAGAUAUACCUGGACGGCUGAAGGUUUUUGAGGAUGUGAGAAUCAACCGAGCGUCCACCAUUCAAAUUUUAUCCACGACCCGGGCUGGCACCGAGAAGAGUGUCGAAGAAGCUCUCAAGCAAUACGUAGCCCCUGGAACCAAAGUCCCUGGUUCUCUAGCGGAGCGGAACUGGGAUGCCUACAGCCACAACGUCCUGCAAGCGGCUGCAGAGGCUUUGGCCGCUGCCAAAAUGUUGCCAGACACGUCCGCAAAUCACGAAGAUCUGUUCGAUCUGGAUCAAGGUCACUCCUUACUCCUACCAGCAAAGAAAGACUUUCCAGGUAUUCAGGAGGUGGCACCAAGGGCACAGAGUGCGGUCUAG
Exophiala bonariae is the source of this 1320-nucleotide messenger RNA. RefSeq lists its product as uncharacterized. The coding region runs from base 1 to 1320 and encodes 439 amino acids. The transcript has 7 exons. Lineage: Eukaryota; Fungi; Ascomycota; Eurotiomycetes; Chaetothyriales; Herpotrichiellaceae. Gene Ontology annotation, molecular function: FAD binding; monooxygenase activity. The record is from RefSeq and is a predicted model, not a curated record.